AUGGGAAAUAAAUAAUAAUAAGCCAAGUAAAGAGAUAGCAAUUUGAGCAUGGUAAGUUAUGGUAGGUCUGUUUCAACUGCACCAACCAAUGAAUCAGGGAUGCUUAGAUUUACUACUGAUGGGAGUAUGAGUUCUUCAAUGUUUGGGGGAGUAGAGACAUAUUUCAAUCGAUUACCAAAUCCAGUAGUUGAUGGAAUUUGUAAAUUUCUCACAAUUAAUGAUCUCACAAAUCUAUACUGCACCAGCAAAUUUGUUUAUGAAAGAUUUUACACAUCACUUCCAUACUCCAUUAAAUGUGGGGAUCUAUUGUACAAGUUGUAUGAGGAUCGAAGAGGCAUUGUCAAAUUUGCAACUGAGACUAAGCAUGCAUCAUGGCCUCAAGUCUUAGAAGUUUUCAUACAUAAUAAGUAUAAUUUUGUGUAUAUGAGCUUGAUUAGAAACCAAAUGAAGAAUCUCCCAUAAAAUCUCAAAGAAUCACUUCAAUAAGCUUAUUAAUAACAUAUCAUCUAUCCACCAUUAUUAAUGGAUGAAGUGACUAAAGAAGGCUUAAAUUCUGAUUUUUAGAAACAAAUAAUGUAAAAGCUUCAAAGUUGUUAAGAAUGUCAAUCUAUUACUGAAAUACAAAUACUUAAUUAAACAAGAGCUUUUUUCAAAAAGUCAUAAAAUUCAAGAUAAUAAAUGAUCACAAAGAUGUUAGAAAUCAGAACUUUAAGAGAAUUUUAAGUAGAUCAGAAGUAAUAACAUUUUAUUUAUUUUUAGAUUACCAUAAUUAUUCAAUAUUAUAAUUUUAAUUACUUCAACUAUUAAAUCCCUUUUACAAAUAGUAGCAUUAACAUUAGAAUGUGCAGGAACUACUAAUGAUUCAAUAGGAUAAUUAGAUUUUUAUUUAUAUAAUUUCUAAAUGUACUUGAUUUGGAUGCAAUAAAUAGACUAACAUGUAACACCUUAUCUGCAUCUUUUUGAUAUCAUUUUAAAAGAAUAAAUUCCUUCAUAUCAUUUCCCACCCUUAAAUAUUUAAUGGAUAAUGAUGAAAAUGUGGAAUCAAUAUAUAUAUUCAAAAUGCAAACAUGCUUUAAGAUCAAUUUUCUUAUAAUAAUUAUAUGCAGUUAGAAUAAGUCCUACACUUAAAUAUGAAUAAUAUUUAUUAAAAGAUUAUGUCAAAUCAUUAAUUGAUUUAUCAACUACAUAAUCUAAUGUGAGAAUGGCAGGACAUUCAAAAUUUAAAUAUAUGAAAGAUUUAGAAAACCUAUUCAUUAUUUUAAUAGAAUAAACUGGAAAUCUUUAUUAAGAACAUAAUAUUAAUUUUUCCAAAGAUAUCAAUGUUCUAGGAUAUAUUUUUUAAAAACAUAUCUUAGAAAAUAAAUUAAUUCCUCAUCUCUUAGAAUAAAAAUAUGCUAAAAUUUAAGCUCAUAUUGAACAAAUAAAAUAAAGUCCAGAAUUUUCAAGAAGAAUUUAAAAAUACAAUGAUGAAAAUUAAUUCAUUACUUAAUAAACAGAUUAUUCAUUUCAAUUACUCAACAUCAAUAAAGUAUUUUACAAAAUUAAAUCAAUUAUCAAUUGUGAACCUUUGCUAUCAUAGACUAUUAGAUUGACAAUUAACUAUUAAAAAAAUACUUAUGAUAAAUUAUCUACAUACAUAAAAGAUUAUCAUGCUGAACUAUAUGAAGAAAUCUCUAAAUUAGCUGAUUUAGAUGUAGUUUCAACUGAAAGUGUUUAAAUUAGAGAUGCUAUGAUUCUAUAUAGAACAUAAUCAGAAACAUAUGAGGAACAUCUUAUCUCUUAUGAUGAACUCAUUGAUAUUGAAACUUUAAAAUAAUUGAUAAAAUAAAAAUCAGCUAGCAAUUCUAAAAAGAAUUCAUUAUUAUUAAAGAAAACAAAAUCAGAACCACCCAAAUUACAUUAAUAACCAGAUAUAAAUAAUUUUUUACCAAUUACAAUAGUUACUGGAUUAAAUCUAGCCUAAAGCCUUACAGAAUAAUUCAUUAGCUAAUAAUGA
Paramecium primaurelia is the source of this 1996-nucleotide messenger RNA. The record is from the annotation of a GenBank genome assembly. Lineage: Eukaryota; Ciliophora; Oligohymenophorea; Peniculida; Parameciidae.